Molecule: messenger RNA, 2604 nt
Organism: Penicillium canariense
Lineage: Eukaryota; Fungi; Ascomycota; Eurotiomycetes; Eurotiales; Aspergillaceae
Product: condensin subunit BRN1
Exons: 3
Coding region: 1-2604 (867 amino acids)
Biological process (GO): mitotic chromosome condensation
Cellular component (GO): condensin complex
Molecular function (GO): chromatin binding
Source: RefSeq, a predicted model, not a curated record
AUGCCUCGUGUAGCGAACAAAGCCCACCGCCGCUCGGGCGGAGCGUCCACUCCGCAGAAGCACGCGCCCAUCAAAAUUCCCCUGAACGAUGAUAUGGGGGAGAAAGCAGCGCGCAUGGAGGCCCGGCAAGCGCUCCAUGACCACCAGAUGAACCAGAUCAAAGCCGCAGUCAAGACACCAAUGCCCGCCCGUCGAUAUCGCGAAGGAAGCGACAGCCCCUCAACCCCCCGAGGAUCCACCCAUCGCGGUCGCGAAAGCGAUGUCAGUGGCCGUGGCGUGACGCCAAUGAAGCGCGUACCUAUCCUGGCAAACUUUGAGGAAUGGAUGAAGAUGGCUACCGAUAACAAGAUCAACGCAAACAACUCCUGGAACUUUGCCCUGAUCGAUUACUUCCACGACAUGUCGCUCUUGAAGGAAGGAGACGGCGUCAACUUCCAGAAGGCUAGUUGCACACUCGAUGGAUGUGUGAAGAUCUAUACCAGCCGUGUGGACAGUGUCGCAACCGAGACAGGAAAGCUCCUGAGUGGUUUGGCUGACAGUCGCGACAAGCGCGCGCGCGAUGCUGACGUCGAGGGAGAGGAUGGCGAUGAGGAUGAGGAUGGAGAAGAGGGCGGUGCGCGCAAAUCGCGCAAAAAGACACGCUCUCAUGAGGCUACCCUCGCCCCGUCCUUUAACUCAUUACAACUGAAGAAGUUCGAGCUGGAAUUCGCGGUUGACCCGCUGUUUAAGAAGGCCUCCGCCGACUUUGACGAGGGUGGAGCCAAGGGUCUGCUCCUCAAUCACCUCGCUAUCGAUGGACAUGGAAGAAUCGUGUUUGAUAGCAGUGAUGACGCUGUUGAUGAUAGCUCAAAGACAGCUGAUGGUGAUGGUGAGCAUCAGGAGUCUGCGGGGCCUGAAUCUCAGGCCGAGGAACAGUUGAAACCCACCCAGCAGGCUAGUGAUGCCUUUGAUGACGAUUCUGACAUUGAUCUCACGACCCUCGCGAGUCAGUUCUUCCCUGACCUUGAUCGUCUUGGCGAACAAGACAUCUGCCCAUCACUGAAGAAUUUCGAUCUCGGCGACCCCAGUGGAAACCUGGAUAUUCCUCUCCUCAAAGCCCCCGAGGACUGGAGGCACGACAAGGUCAACGAGGGCGGAGAAGAAGAUCCGUCGGGUAUCAUGCUUGAUGAUGAUAAUGCUGUCGGCUUCGACGACGACGAUGCUACCUUGGGCGGCUUUGACCUGAGCGGCGAUACCGGCUUUGGUGAUGGUGGAGAAGCCUGGGCAAGAGAAGCUGCCCUGGAGCCGAUGCUCAAGGUUCACCGACUUAGCCACGAUGGCCAAGACGCCGAUGGCGAUGAAGCGAUGGAUGACGAGGAUGCAUACGGUAUCUCUAUGUCUCAUCAGCCAAGCAAGCAAGACCACGAAAACAUUCUGAGCUACUUCGACAAUGCGCUCCAGAAGAACUGGGCCGGUCCAGAACACUGGAAGAUCCGGAGGAUCAAAGAUACCACCGCCGCAAAGGACCCGAGCUCAGCACCGAAGCAGCGCAAAGAGAAAGAGCCUUUCGAGAUCGAUUUCUCCGCGCCACUCGACCCUGCCAUUGCCGAUUUGAUCUACACCCCUGCCAGUUCCAAUUCUGCAAUCUCCAUUCCCAAGACGCAAUGGAAGACCAAGGGGCGCAAUCUGUUGCCCGAUGACAAGCAUUUCAACUCGAAGAACUUACUUCGUCUGUUCCUCAAGCCCAAGGCCCGCAUGGGAUCCAGGAAAAUCAUGGGCAGACGAACGCAAAAUGGCCGGCCUGAUCAGAUCUCUGGCCAUGGCGAUAUGGACGAGGCAUUUUGGGCAAAUCACAAGACGGAAGAUACCACCGGUGAUGAAGAGGGCGUUGGAGGUGCCUAUGACGCUAAUUUCUUUGCCGACGAUGAUGGGCUUGCUUUCCCGAAUGGCAUGGACCUUGAUGAUGACGACGACAACCUGCCAUUCGCUGACGCCCGAGAGAUGCUGUCCCCGCCCACGGAUGGUCGUCCAGGAACAGCUGCUGGAAAUGCUACCGGCAUAACCGCGUUGCUCAAUAUGGUUGGCGCCACACCAGGCCGUCCCGGUGCUGGCGGAUACGGAUCACAGCUUGUGACGCAAGGCGGACGCCGUGCACGACCGGACUAUGUCAAUUACGCUCGAGUGGCAAAGAAGGUAGAUGUGCGAAGACUCAAGGUCGAGAUGUGGAAAGGCAUGGGCGAGCGGCUGGUCCCUGCCACUGACUUCAGCUCUGCUUCACAACCUGGAGCAGUCUCAGGCGAGGCCCCUACUGAGCCUGAGAGUGAAUCCGAUGAGCCAGUCCCACCCACUCCCCAGCAGAGUAGCCCAGAACGGCCCUCAGAUCCCAAGCAGGAUGGCCGGUUGCGCUUCACGCAGAUCAUGAACAGCCUCAAGACCGUCUACCCAGCGGAGAUGCUGCGUGAUAUCAGCACAUCAUUCGGCUUCAUUUGUCUACUCCACCUAGCGAACGAGCAGGGUCUCGUUCUGGAGAGCGACAUGGACCAGAUCAACAACGGUGCUAUUAGCCUGGAGGAGAUCUUUGUCAGUCGCGAUUCCCACGCCGUCCUGGAAGAUGGUGGGAUGUGA